GACUCUCGCUUAAUUGAUUUUCUUUUCAUGUUUUUCGGUUUUUGUUUUAAUUCCUUCGCUUCGUGCCCGCUGACACAUUCUACAUGUGUUUCUAUUAAACACUUGAUUGCCUCUGCUCCUAUGUGCCGCCGUGUGACUCUGGGUGUGUGUUCAUGUUCAUGUGUAGCUCCCCACAUGUGGGUGUAUUUGUACGUUGGUCGUUCGCUCUUGGUCUGGUGAGAGUUCUAGACACUUUCGUCUAUUCGACGACCGUCAGUUGCAAAAGCGGGCAUCUUCAAGUGGCAAGUAGGUAGCUAAUAGUGUCGCGUUCAACGUGUUUACGUUGCGAGCACAUCCGCGUUUCGGUUUGGUUAAGUAGAAAAUUCACUUUUGUGGCACGUUAGUGAAAUUCAUUCAGUUUAGUGGACGUUUUUUCGCCAAACGGAUGUCUAGUGUGUGCUCUGCGAUUAGAAGUGAUUUCUAUUGGCGGAAGUGAAGAUCAGAAAUUAGGUUUCUCUUUUAACAAAUGUGCCUUAGCUGCAUAACUUCGCAAACAAAAUUUAAUAAAACUAAAAUAAUUGCAAAUGAUAAAGUUGAAAAGUGCAAUCAACAGCUACAAAUAUCAGAAAUAAUAAACAGCAAUAAUUAAAUAAAAAUUUUACCCCCCGCAACAGUAGAGCGGUGUCUGUGUAUCUCAAGUCGUGUGCGCAGUGCAUUCACACACAUACAUAUAUAAAUAUUUAUACAAAUACAUAUAAAAGCUACCGCAAACAAUUCUUCGGCUCAUAAAAUAAAGUGCAUUGAAUUAUAAUAAAUUUACAAAAGCAACAACAACAAAUGCUUACAUGUGUCUGUAUAUUUGUGUAAGCAUAUACAUAUAUGCACGCGCAAGGGUAAUCCAUGCAGUCACGUAAGAAUACUUAGCCGCGUUUAAAAAUAUAAAUAAACACAGCGACGGAGCGACGGCUGCGUGUCUAUUUGCCAUCGCUUUGAGAUAACAUAUCCGACAGAUACACACUGUAAGCGCCUAACGUUCUGUAAAAAGAUAAGAACUGUAUGGACACACUCGUCUGUCGGUGCGUCCGUGUGUGUAUGUGCGCGCGUGAGUUAAAGUAAAUAAAACGUGAUUUGCUGGUAAAUGCACAGGCAUUGUCUCACCAAAGCGUUGCAAUGCCAACUUGUAAGCGCUUAUGAGCUUGUGUGUGUGUGUGUGUGUAUGCGAACACACUUCAAAGUCAUAAAAAAACUACAAAAAAAAAACAACAGUGCUACUCCAACAAUAAUAAACCUUUGACGUUUAUCUUGCAACGCAACGUUGCACAAUCGCAAAACCAUACCAAUCGCUUAACCAGCACCCACAACACUUUGCACCGUUAAUCUGUUUUGUUUCGAGUGGAAAUAAAUAAUUACCGCUACAUUGACAAUCCGCAAUCCGCAAUUAUGCUCGCCAUUAAGGAGUGCCUGAUACGCGAGGGUGUCUUGAAUUUGACGUCAACGGCCAAUCUUGGCAAUGGUGGACUUGCCGUUGAAGAAAAUCGAGUUGGUAGCAGUGGCGCAGCUGUUGCAGGUGUUGCUGCAACUUCCAACACCAACAAUACUCACGGCAACAAAUUUAGUGACACAGCUGCUGUCAGCAACAAUUUGCGCGCCAUUAGCGCGAAUCACACUUACAACAAUGAUAAUCGUUAUAAACGCUAUAAUGAUAUAAUGACAGCAGCAAGAACAACAAAUAAAACAACAUUGGCACUCGACCCACAGCUGGUCAAGUUGAAAGAUCAAAAAUCCGUCGACACUACACAUAGCCCUUAUACCAAUAACGAAAACAAAUCGUCAAAUUGUAGUCUAUCCUCCGCAUCGGUCACUGCCAAAUCGAGCUGCCAGCAAACGUCAUCAGUAUACGAUAAAAUAAAGCAUCAACAACAACAACAUCAAUUGCAACAACAGCAACAGCGUCACCAAUCGUCAAAACAUCACUCGAAAGAACAACAACAACAGGGAACCAAAUCUUCUACAUCCUCCUCAACACGCUAUCACGGUGUGCAUCCACAUUUUCAUCACCACACCGCACCAGCCUACUACACCGACGUCAAUCUACAUAUCCACACCCCGAAGGCUAACGAUGUUACGUCACUAAAUGAGAAUUACCAGAGUGUCUACAGUACACCAACACAAUUGGUCAAAGAGCAUUAUUUUCCCAAAACUAGUACCGCUACAGUAGUACCACCACCAAUUGGCACGGGUGCAGCAGUUAUUGGCCGCGCCAGCACUACAUCGCCCUCGUCGGUGGAUAAGCGCGAACGUGAACGCGAACGCAACAAAGCGCCGAUCAACGCUUUCGACAGCGCUACUAGCAAUACAACAGCUGCACGUGCGGCUUUUUUUCGUGGCGGCUCUGCGGGCAGCAGCGGCUACAACAACAGCGAAAGGCAAAGUCACGAAGCUUUAGCGAAAUCGUCGCCAGCAUUUGGGCGCCCUACCGAGACAGGCACGAAUACAUCGACAACAACAACAUCGGCCGGGCGUAGUCGUAACUCACAUCGUUUCGCUGGUAAGAGACGCGCAGUGCGCGUGCGUAGCGAAUCCCGACCGAUUAGCGCGCUCUAUGAUAUAAUAUGCAAGGAGAAGGGUCUGGAUAUUGGUACCAGCACAACCAACGAAGAAGACUCGUCAGCGCCGUCAAACGAAGACGACGCGCAUCAUAGCGCACACAGCAAUCAUAAUACAAAGAGCAAGAGCAAAGAACGCAACCACCCACAUAGCAGUAACAGUAGAAAUAAUAGUCUAAAGAAUAGUAAAGAUUACGCAGAGAUCUCAAAUUGUUUAACCGCGUUCGUGGCCAACUCUUUGUCCAACUAUUUGGGUGGCAAGGCAUACGAUCAAUCGAAUAUGGAUCACGCUGCCACCGCAUCCGGUGAUACAAACGCAACACACGAUCGCACAAAGCGUUCACACAAGGUGCGCGCGUCCAGCGGCCACAAGCCAGGCACCAAAAAGCGCAAGGAUGUUGGCGGUAAAACAAAAGCGAGCGCGCCGCGUAGUCCUCGCGACGAAGAGCUCAACGGUGAGACCAGUGAAGAUUCGAAUGAGGCGCGUGCGCAGACCAUACUGUCGUCGCGCACCAAGCAUCGCGCUGAUUGUAGUCGCCGCAUGAAUGGUACUGAGAAGUCGGCCUCUUUGCCGCCACAGCUGCAUGUUAUGGCGCACGCCAACACCACCACCUCCACAGGCAUGCAACAAAAAGCAACUACUCAUACAAAUAAUGUCGAAUCAAAUACUCAUUUGGAUGUGCGCAAAAAGUGCUCCAUUCAUUGUCGCUGUCAUUUGUGUUGCGAAUGCCGCUCCUCGAAUUCCGCUCAUCGCACAUCACAUUAUCCAUAUGAAUAUCAUCAAUCCUCAUUACCACCAAACCUGUCAUCCGGCACAUGUAGUAGCGUACGCUCGCCCAGCACCGCCGAUGACGAUAGUCUCGGUUACUCCCCCGAAAAGCUAUACAUUGAACCUGUAAAUAUGAAUUUAAGUGGUAUCUCAUCUAGCCCUGUUAAUGCUAAAAAUGCCAAUAGUAGUAGCAGUGGUGUAGUGCUUGAGCCAACGUCCAGCAUACACUCGGCGCGCAAUACCAAAGAGCGUGUUAGUCGCGCCCAGCAACGACGUUUGCGCGAAGAAAUGCGUCGUCAUACGGAUCUGCCGCAAUUGGACUCACUCUCGCCAUCCUCGCUUAGUAAUCUUAGUCAAGUGGUGGGUUCGGCGGAGAAGGCACUGAGUGAAGAUGAAGGUGUUGCGGGCGUGAAGCAACAAGACACUCGCACGAGCAGAGCUAGAAGAUUUAUAAAUCGUCCCAGUCGUACACCGUCACGUGGUCGCAGCGCCAACAGCGCGCACAGUUCACCACAUUCAACGCGCCGCAACAACCAACACGCCGACACUUCGACAUCUUCGUCCUCACCACCAGCCGAAUCGUCGCAUUGUCAACGCCUAACGGCCGCUACAGCUGGAGACGACUACAGUUUGAGUAACCUUGCGCUGCCACCCGUCAGCCCGAACGCUAGCACCGUUACCAUUGAGGAUGUAGGCUCGGCCUCCUCUAGCGAUCAUAUUGCCCAUAUACAAUUAUCCCCAUUAGAAAUAAUGACCAAUUCAGCGACACCAACAACCGAGCUGCGUCCGCCGGCGAAUGGCAGUGCCGCACUCGAUGUAGGCGAGGCACAUCCCGCCGAUACGGAGGUGAAUGCGGAAGCCGGUACGGCCAAUUUUGGCGUUCAGGUGGCCAUUUCAGCGGCGGAAGCUUUGCGCCAACGCAAAUACGAUGUCCAUACACAUAAAUCUCCACAUAAAAAUCCUUCCAAAACUAGCACACGAACCAUUACGACUAACAGCACCACGCCCACAAUUACAAGUGUCAACGUUACGAAUAGGUCGACCACAACAAUUGUAAAACAGCGUGACCAACAACAACCCCUUCAAUACAACAAUAAAAGCAACCACAAUAGCAACAAUGCUAUACAUAACAGUAAUUGUUGCCACAACAGUUACGCCAUGCCUACUGAAACAUUUUUGCUUAAACAAAAAGCGGCAAUGCUCGCCGCAAGCAGCGCCAACACCAACAGCAACACAAGCGCCACAGUUGUUGUGAGAAAGAAACCGUUAUCGCCGCUACAAAUCAUUGCAUUGCCACACAAUGCAACCCUGGCAACACCAUCUCCAAACGGAACAGCUACAGAGACAACAGCGAUAACAGCAACAACAGCGCAUCAGCUGAGUCACCAACUUAACGCGCAACAACAUCCAACAGAUGUUGCUAUCCACCGGCAACAACAACUACAACAUACGGGACAUAUUACACAAACGCUACAACGGCGUCCAAGUCCACUUUUAGGCGCACCACUCUCACCCUACGCUAUAGCGCGCUCACCGUUGUCGCCAUGCGCGUCACCACAUUAUGUGCGUCCGACAAAAGCGUCGCGUUUGCGGGCAGCCGCCUUGGAUAAGAAAAAGUGCGAAGACGAAACAAUUCAGCGUCCACGCUCUCCAUGCUAUGGUUCUCCCCUAACAUCACCGCGUCCAGCAGCAUCACCAAAACAUCAAUCGCCGCGUCUUUCGACAAGCUCAUCAUCCGACAAUCCACGUCCGAACACAGCCGAAUCUGAAAGUGAUACAAAAUUGGCACAGCACUCAUCUCUUACAGUAAAACCACGUCUCACAUCAACCUCCUCGAAUGAGUCACCAACCACCAACAAGAAGCUGAUACCCUCAGUUUCUGUAUCGGUUAAACAGAAUCUCAGCGAAUUGCAAUUUAAUGGUGGUCCUACAAAAACGAGCAAUUCGAAAUUGAAGAAACCACGCACGACUGCAACUCCCACACCAUCAACUGAGUGUACUGCCAAAUUUACACGCUCGGCAGGUCGCUUGUCAACGGCUGAAGAAUCAGAUACGCAUGCGCUAGCGAAAGCGACAACAAAACCGCUGCCGCGUCCACGUAUCUCCAGCACCAUAAAAUCGAGUAAGUCGAAAUCGACAAAUGAUCUGAAACCGGCGAGCAGCGAUAGCUCGCCCGGCAAAACAGAGCUUAGCCCGGUAAAUGGUGUAACUCCUGUUGGUCCCUUGGAGGAUCGCGAUAAAUCAUCGAAACGCAAAUCGAAUUUGAAUCGUUCGCUCAACGAAGAGGCCACCGUCGAUAGUGUAAUCAAUCUGAAAUAUCUGCUGCUAACCGCAAAAAUAAGGAAAAAUAAGCUAUUUUUAAAUGACUCCUUAGCAGCGCGUCGUCGUCGUCGCCGUGAGCUCGGCAUGGUGCGACAACUCGUGCCACCCGAUGAUCCAGUACUACGUGAAAUGCUAUCACCACGUCAAAACAAAACCGACACGUCAGCCAAAAAUUUAACGAGCAACAAAUCGCCUCACAGCGAAUUGGCCUAUCACAUGGAGAUCGCGCGUCGCGGUUGGGAUCUAGUCAAUCCGAGCGUAAGCAAUCGUGCGCGUUCCGAAACAACAAGCCCAAAAUAUGAUCUACACGCAUGUGAAAGCUUAAUAAGAGAGAGACCAAGUAGCAAUCGUUUAGCACGUCGCAGCGAUACAUUGCAUCUGGGCGAAUUACGCAAGUUGCGUUCGAACGAUGUUAAUCGAAAGAUGAACGAGCGUACAAAAACCGAUUUGGCCGAGAUUAAAAAGAUUGCCGAACAGGCUAAUGUCGAAAUGGCUAUGAUGGCUUCGGGUAUCGCAGCUGAAUUAGCCGCACAGGCUGUACGUGGUGGUGAGGAUUAUAUCAAUAAUGAUACGGAGGCCAGAGAUAGCAACGAGUGUAUUGUUGAAUUGGCUACGCCGGCACGUUACGGUAUUGGUAGUCGUCUACCACCGCCAGCACCAUCAUACACGGAAUUAGAGGUGGCCGCCGAGGCGAAGGAGCGUGAUCCGUCACCAGCCAAACAUGCCACAUUUGUGCAGGAAGAACGCAUCUACUAUGAACCGGAAGCUGACGAGCAGUUGGCUAAAACCGUCUCGAAUACAACAAUGUCUGGCGGCAUAUUGCGGCAGCGUAUAUUGAAAGCGCGUAGCAUGGAACGUGAUGCUGGUCACGAACAGCCGAAACUAUCACCGAUAUUACGACGCAGAAGCACAGAUGAUCCCACAUAUAUACCGGUGCCGACAAGCGUAAGCGUGCACACGACGUCGCCAUCCACAUCGACACACAACCACAUUGUUUCGAUACUCAAGAAGAAAGAUCAUAUUGCGGGCGAGUCCAGUUCAGCUUCGAGUAAUGCUUCGCCGGUGACAUUUUCGGCAAAUGUAGUCGAUACACCGACUUCGAAACAAAAACGUGCUGGCAUACUUAAGAAACGUUCAAGUCUGGACGAGUCACGCUAUUACUCGCGCUCACAUUCGCCCGAUGAGCGCAGCAUACUUAUUAAAUCGGCGCGUCGUAAUUCAUUAGAGGAGACGGCCGGCUUACAGCAACAGCAACAACAUGGCAUACUCAAACAGAGCAGCUAUGAGAGUAGCAAAAGUGAUGGUUGCCCCUCCGCUACUGAACCACAUCCACAUGGUAUAUUGAAGAAGAAAGAUUCUACCUCGACACCUUCCGAUGGUGGCACACAUGCGCCAAAACAUGUCUCGAUCUCACAAGCUGUGAAAAUGGCCGCGGCCGAAUUAGGUCGCGAAACAGCCGAUACGCAAGGGUUGGCUGGCGAACACGAUGAGAGCGGCUACACGCCCAACAAUGAUGAAUAUGAAAUCCGCCCAAUACUCAAAUUGGAGAGUGUAUCCAGCGAUGAUGCUAUGCGUCCACCAAAACCGAUAUUGAAGAAGAAGUCGUCUGGUGAUUCGGACGAAUACGAAAUACGUCCCAUAUUAAAGACAUCGCGUAAGAGCAGCCGUGAGGAGUUCGAUUUGGGCGGCUCAAUCAGCGAAGAUGGCCGUCAUUAUAGCGAACCGCCACCACCGAUUGUACGUCCAAUUCUAAAGACUGAUUCACCAUCGAAACGACGUUCACUAGGUGGUGAAGAGCUGGAACCAGAUGUUUUCAGCGCUGAACAAGUCAGUGGCCAAUCACCAAGUUUACUUAAACGGCGUACACGCUCUUUGGAACGUCAAGAAGCGCCCGUGGUGGAUUUGGCAGCCGCAUUGAAUGCCAUUGCCACAUCACAAGCCGCACCAUUGGAGUUUGUGUCCACACCGAUCACAACUGGUGGCAGCAUUUCCGUUGCAGAGCGUAUAAAAAAUAUGGAAAUGUUUCUUAGCAGUAACGGUACUUCACCGUCUACACCAGCAGAUACCAACAGUAGUUGGGAAUCGCCUUUGCAGUCCGGCGUUACUCCGAAACUGUUCAAACCGAGCGCCAUACGUCGCGACAUGUACCGCGAUCGCUACAAGACGCAACCAAUAACGAACGAUGAAAAAUUACUCUUUAAAGCCACUGCAUCGCCGCUUGACACCUCCACCACAUCCGCCUUCAAACCGACCAAAUCGCUGGACGCAGGUCUCAAUUACAACACAUUCGCCCAUUUGAAUGCACCAACGGCCGCCUCUAGCAUCUCACCGGGCAGCAGUUACACACUCACCCGUUGCUCCACCCAACCGCUGCAUAGUCAGCAUUACUUUAAGGCAGCGGAAACGUCUUUAUCUUCCGAUACGCCACCACUACCACCGUUACGCGCCACAAUUGGACGUCACAGUUCGUUAAGUGAUAGUUACAGCAACACUAAUAACAACAAUCACAAUAACAGCAUAAGUGAACAAUUAACCCUAUCGACGGGUAGUGAUAGUGAGCGUAUCUUUGAAAUGUCUGGCAUUGAGGAGAAUUUAGCGCCAACCGAAAGUGCUAAUAAAGCUGAGGGUGGUGCCGGUGGUGUUGGUCUGACACGCAAGAAUAGUGUACGUGCUCGUGCUAAUAUGUUCCAGCAGUUGCAGGAAAAGACUAGAAGCGCAGAGGCAACGUCGGCGUUAGCUGGCACGGAGCUCGGUCGUGAGGAGAGAACUUCACCGCGACGAGGAUCGUCCCAGCUCUCGCCCACGUCUUCCAUGCUCCCGACGACAGCAUCUGUAAUGAGCAGUAGCAUUUCUAGUAUUAGCGGCAUCCAUACGAACAGUCACGAAGAACCGAAAACACCGCAAAAUCCAAGCAAAACAUACGAGGAAAUUGCUGCCGCUCAUUUGCCACCGACCAAAUCCGCUUUUGAACCGCCGAAAGGCAUACUCAAAUCAAAGUCUAUUGGUGUUGGCUUUAUGCCCAUGGACUUGAGUUCCGAAUUGAAAAAUCGUCUGAAAAGCUCCACACACGCCUCCGUCGCCAAUCUGCGCAAAUCGGCAACAACGCUCAACGCCAAUCGCGUGCAAGAUGAACACGCCAGCGCUGCCACAGCAACAAUUGCCGCGUCCGGUGGCGCGCCACAACACGACGACGCUGUAAGUCUCGUGCGUAAUCUCUCGAAUUUGGGCCGUCCACCGACGUCGACAAGUGGUGGCGGCGGUGUGGCGGCUUUACGUAGCGGUGACACAAUCGCUUCCACCUCGGAAGGUGAAAGUUCGGGCGGUCGUGAAAUAUCGGAAAUAAUUAAAAAUAGCGCCGUUGCACGCCGCCGAAAACUGAAUGAUGGCUCCAAUUUCAUUGCGAAAAGUAAAAGUCAUUCUGCCAUUGUCGCCGCUGCACAACCUUCGACCGGCGGCAUACCCAUUGGCACUGGCCCUCAAUUGCCACCAUUCGGUAGCGGCGGUUUUGUCAAAUUACGGCAUGUAGACAAAGCACCAGAACAACAACAGCAACAAGAAGAACAGCAACCAGGUGCACAGCAUCAAUCCGCCGCUGAGUCAAAUCGCAGCAACUUACCCAACGCACAAAGCGUACAAAACUUACAAGAAGAAGAAGAAGGUGAGGCCGCGCAGGCGCGUAAUCCCACUGCUUUACCGGCAUUCUUACAAGGCGGUCUUCGACGCAGCUUAACAGAGGUCAUGGGUCCUGAUCAACGCACAAUUACAGUCGGUUGUAAGACAGGUUCGAUCGCCGAUCGGCUUGCGGCGCUGCAAAAGAGCGGAGAGGAUGAUUGGAAGAAGAGAAUCUCACGGCGCGACGAAGUCGAUGAAAUACGACGGGAGAAUCUAGUAAAUGAAUCACUUUCUUUAGCACACUCACUAUCGGACAAACCACUGCCGCAAUCGCCUCUCAUACCAAAUUGCUUGGAGGGUGGCAAAGUUUCAGAUCGUUUGGGCAAAUUGAAAACAUCUUCGGAGAAGUGGAAGGAUCGUAUCGAACAAUCCGAUGCCUCCAAGUUCACAGUCGCUGGACGUCUGCAAAAGAAAGCACAGUCACCGAUUGAGCUACAAUUUGAGCGCGAACAAAAUGCCGAACCGAAAAAGUGUCCCAUGCAUGUGGUGGUCAGCGCCAAUCAACCACAACUUGGACUCGCCAAAAGUCCAUCGAUGAUGGUGACAACCAAUACAAAUGGUGGCACCAACGGUGGUACCUACGGUCAUCACAAUUACCUGCAGCGCAGCCUGAGCGUAACGGCCGAGCGUCCGAAUAGCGAAUCGGCAAACUCUAGCUCUGACUCCGAUUCGGAUGGGCGCUGCAAUGAAAAGGAGACGAAGAAUAAGGCGAACACAAGGAGUGCUGCCGCAGAGCGUGCGGCGCUCGGCACACGUGUUACUGUGCCAAAGCUGGACGACGAAGAGACAUUCGAGAAAUUCUUUGCAUCAAAGAAACAAACGUCCAUACAGACAACCGUUAUUAGCGAGGAUGCCGCAGUGAACGAUUUCGAUUUUGAUAGCAUCGAGACGACACAACGUUUGGUUACAAAACGUACCAUACAAGGUCCGAAGGGCAGACGAGCAGCACGCAACCCACUCAAGAGUUUAGCCGAACGCAGCGAUAUCACUUCCGAGUAUACCGAAGUUAAGUCUGGUGUAGCUGAACGUGAAAUGCGGCGCUUGAAACUCGAGUCAUAUGGUCAUCGCAGCAGCAACUUGGCGGCCGAGGCCAUCGCUGGGCUAGCAUCCGUCGAAGAUUUCAAGUCGGUUGCUUUGAAGUCCUCCGCGCUGCCGCUUAAUCAAAUGUGGGUACCGUAUAAGAAACUCAUGCUGCUACAUGUUAAGGGCCGUACACACGUGCAAACGCGUUUGGUUGAACCCACAUAUAAGUCGGUGAAUCGUGGCGAUUGUUUCAUACUCGUGCAUGGUGAUCAGUUGUACCGUUAUGUCGGCUCGUACGCCAAUGUCAUCGAAAUUGCGCGCAGCAAGAAAAUAUGCGCCUAUAUAGUCGAGAAUAAAGAUCUCGGUUGCACAGCAUCAGCCGAAGUUAUACUUACCGAUGGCAAAUUUUUAAAUGAACGCCACUGGAAGAAUUUCUGGGAGCUGCUGGGCAAACCGGAAGAUUAUAUAAUACCCGAUUGUGGGCAUGCCGACGAAGAUGAUCUCUUCGAAGCAAGUCUCAUAGAGACCAACAAAAUCUAUGAAUUCCAAGAUGAUUCAUUGGUGCCGAUGGAAAAGUACUGGGGCUGCAUACCGAAAGUUGAGAUGCUCGAUCCCAAUAAAGUUAUUAUUUUCGAUUUCGGUAGCGAAAUGUAUGUGUGGAAUGGCAAGACAGCGUCGACAAAUGCUAAACGUGCCGCCAUUAAGUUGGCGCAAGAGCAUUACGACACCGGCGAUGUGGACUACUCCAGCUGCUAUGUAAAUCCCGUUAAUUAUGCAGCAAUUGUCGGUAAUCGCGAGUCAUAUAAAUUUUUGCGGCGUUGCGAGAAGCGCGGUGAUUGGUGUAUUUUGGGCAAAAUCACACAAAAUAUGGAAACUUCGCUCUUCAAGGAGAAAUUCUCCGACUGGCCCGAAGUGGAACGUGAAGAUCUGGAAAAGGAUUAUCUCAUAAAUGGUGUGCAUGCCGUAAAAGCGCUCGAUGGACAGGCGCUAUACAAAGGCGAACCUUAUCUCGAGCCUAAUUUAGUGUUGGAAAAUGCCAAUUUGGGGCGUGGCAAUUUCUAUUACGACAACGACAGUAUGCGUCACUUCGAUGUCAUCACUAAAUCCACCGACAAAUGGCAAAUACACGAAUUCAACUUCGACAAUGCGAAAGCUAACAGUUACGGACACUUUUACUCUGCCGAAAGUUAUAUUGUGCGUUGGGUAUAUCAGAUUUCGGUAACGGUGCGCGAGUUGAGUGGCAAAAUAUCCAAUCGAGCCACAGUCGGACGCGAUCGUUGUGUAUAUUUCUGCUGGCAGGGCAACGAUUCCAGCGCCAAUGAGAAAGGUGCUGCCGCGCUGCUCACCGUAGAGUUGGAUAAGGAGAAGGGCGCACAAAAGCGCGUAGCACAGGGCGAUGAAACACCCGCGUUUAUAAGGCUCUUCAAAUUGCUGUUCCAACACAAAGGCCGCAAAGAUGAUUGCCUACAACGUCGCAAUACCUGGCGUCUCUAUCAGAUCACUGGCAAUAUGACGGAAGAGACGCUACUCAGCGAGGUGGACUGUCAUGCGCGUCAGUUGCGUUCACGCGCCUCUAUGUUGCUUAUACACGGCGAUUCGGGUGUGAUAUAUGUAUGGCAUGGCUAUAAGAGCGCCAAACAUACACGCGAUUUGGCUGAGCAGGCGGCAAAUCACUUGAAGACCGAGAAACCGGAAGAUUUGUUUACGGAAGGUGUGAGCGUGGUGCAAGUGGAGAUGGUGGAAGAAGGCAAACAUGCGAGCGAGUUUGAAGCGGCAUUGAGCGGCUUCGAUAGCAACGCUUAUUAUAGCUUACUCAAAGAGACAACCAAAGAUUUCGCUUAUACAGCGCGUCUCUUCCAUUUCUCGAGUACGCAGGGCGUGUUUAGCGCCACAGAAUUGCAAUAUGCGCUGCGUUGCCAGGACUUGCACAGUCCAUAUCCAUACACGCAGGCACAAUUGUACAAUGCACGACAACCGACGAUCUUUAUGUUCGACGACGGUGAUAUGCUGUGGCUUUGGAUGGGCUGGUGGCCGCUGGAGGAUCUCAAAAUUACCACCGAAGAGCGCAGCAGUCCAACAAAUGAGAAUCGCGCCGGCGUGAAUCGUUGGAUAUCGGAGCGACGAGCUGCUUUGGAGACAGCUGUCUCUUACUGGUGCGCCAAAUUUGGUGAAAAUAACGAAAAAGACUUCCAUGACAUUAAAGGUUAUGUCAUAUGGGCUGGCCUAGAGCCAUUGGCCUUCAAAGCUCUCUUUCCCGAUUGGAUUGAGCGUGAUGAUAUCAAAGAAAUAAACAUGCAGGAUGGUCGCACUGAUGAACCCACCCCCAUCACUGAUGUUCUAAAACAACUAACCCAAACCGAAUAUCCGCUUGCCAUAUUAAAGGAACGUCCACUGCCCGAAGGUGUGGAUCCGACACGCUUGGAAUUGUAUUUAAACGAAGCGGACUUCCAGACGGCGCUCGGCAUGACUAGCGCUGAAUUCGAACAGAUGCCAGUGUGGAAGCAAACCAAUCUGAAGAAGGAACGUGGCUUAUUUUAGUUUUUUUGAAUGAAAAACAAAAACCAGAAAAAAAACAACAACAAAACAUAAAAAUAAUAUUUUGCUAUUUAAAUUAAAUAAGUGAAAAUUGCUUAAAGACUAGAACUGCUAAAGUAAAAACCAAAACCUUUGAAAACAAAACAAAAAAGAAAAAAAAUACGCUAAAAAUU
Molecule: messenger RNA, 13079 nt
Organism: Bactrocera oleae (olive fruit fly)
Lineage: Eukaryota; Metazoa; Arthropoda; Insecta; Diptera; Tephritidae
Source: RefSeq, a predicted model, not a curated record